Microtus ochrogaster (prairie vole) is the source of this 2550-nucleotide messenger RNA. It is a transcript of the gene Pip5kl1, whose product is annotated as phosphatidylinositol-4-phosphate 5-kinase like 1. Gene Ontology annotation, biological process: phosphatidylinositol phosphate biosynthetic process. Gene Ontology annotation, cellular component: plasma membrane. Lineage: Eukaryota; Metazoa; Chordata; Mammalia; Rodentia; Cricetidae. Gene Ontology annotation, molecular function: 1-phosphatidylinositol-4-phosphate 5-kinase activity. The record is from RefSeq and is a predicted model, not a curated record.
AGAGGUGGGGCCUGAUCCCUGCAUCUCGGUCUCGGGGAUACAGCCCAAGCCAGAGAAGCAGCAGCUAGGGGCGAUGGCCACUCCAAGCCCGGGGGCCUGCGAGACCUCCUCCCUGGAGGCUGCAAACAGGGCAGUUUCCCCAGGGAGUCACCAUGGCUUCUUUUGGCGUCUCCGAGACAAGCACAAUCGAGUCGGCCUGUUUGAGGUCAAUCCAGGGCACGAACUGCACAGAAUGACACGCAUGAUGCAGGAAGGGCUGUGGGCUGCCACCCAGGUCUUCAUGGACAACCCACCCAAGGGACCUCUCACCCAGAAGGAUUUCUCUGAAGUCAUGACCCAGGUUCACGAAGAGGGCUUCGAGAUGGGCACCCUGGCCGGCCCAGCUUUUGCACGUUUGAGGCACUUUCUGGGCCUGAACGAAGAGGACUACCAGGCUACUCUGGGCCCCGGUGGCCCCUACCUUCAGUUUCUCAGCACCUCCAAGAGCAAAGCCAGCUUCUUCCUGUCCCACGACCAGCGCUUCUUCCUGAAGACCCAGAGGCAGCAGGAGGUGCAGGUGCUGCUCGCCCACCUGCCCCGCUACGUGCAGCACCUGCGGCGGUACCCACACUCGCUGCUGGCACGGUUGCUGGGAGUGCACAGUCUGAGGGUGGCUCGCGGAAAAAAGAAGUACUUCAUCAUCAUGCAGAGCAUCUUCUACCCUGUGGGCCGCAUCUCUGAGAGGUAUGACAUCAAAGCUUGUGAGGUGAGCCGCUGGGUGGAGCCAGUUGCUGAGGGCAGCCCCUUUAUCCUGGUGCUGAAGGACCUCAACUUUGAGGGGAAGACCAUUAACCUGGGACCCCAGCGGAACUGGUUCCUCCGCCAGAUGGAGCUGGACACCGCCUUCCUGCGGGACCUGAAUGUGCUGGAUUACAGUCUCCUGGUGGCCUUUCAGCUUCUCCAUGAAGAUGAAAAGGAUGCUUACACCGUUUACAGUACAAUGAGGUCCGUACAUGGUGCACCAAAUUUGAGGCUGACGGAGAGCCAGAACCGCCGGCUGCUGCUAGAUGUCCCCAACGCCCUCCAUAUCUUGGAUGGGCCAGACCAACGUUAUUUUCUGGGCUUGGUGGAUCUGACCACCGUCUAUGGGCUUCGCAAACGGCUGGAGCAGUUGUGGAAGAUGAUGCGCUAUCCAGGCCAGUCCUUCUCCACCGUCAGCCCGGCUCGCUACGCCCGUCGCCUGUGUCAGUGGGUGGAGACGCACACCGAGUGACUCUCACCAGUCUGCUUUCUCAUCUGAACAAUGGGCAUGCGCCCGCAACAAUUUUCCAGCGGUACCCAGGGAGCUAGCCUGCAGUUACUCCUACUAGCCACAGGAGGGCAGCAUCCCCUAACUAAUGCUGUAACUACUCAGCCCUAUUCGAUGAUGGUGCUGUGCCCUGUUUAGAGGAAGGACACCCCCCCCAACCCCCAUCCCCAUUAGCUCAUUUACUAUUAAAAAAAUGUUGAUAUUCUCUUUUUACAGGCCGCGAAAUGAAGGCUCACGGGGUGAAGGGGGUGAGAAAAGACCACAGCAAUAAAUGCUGGAACCAGCCUGCACCGUGCCACCCAGCUCCUGUAGCCCUAGCUUCACACUCUGUAGAAAGGAAAGAGUGGAAGCUCUGCCCCCUUGUCCCAAUGGGAGAAAAAGUCCAGAGGCUUUAAGGUGCAAGACCAGUCCCGGAUCCUAGGCCUCCCAGUUCCCAUCUCUGAUUAAGGCUCCACAGUGCCCCUCUGGAAGACAAGUGGGUUAAGAUGAGGCAGAGCAGUCGUCCUGGAGUUGGUCAUGGCGGGAGGGGGGGACGGGACUGGGGGGGACUCAGAGUUCACUGUUGAUCUUGAAUGAUCUCUCAGUCACCUGUCAAAUGGGGAAGCCCAGCUGCUAGUCCAAGAGUUUUAGGCUAGCCAUUAGAACCCCUAACCACCUGCUUUCCUUCCUCUUGAAACCAGCAUGGCCUCUGACCCCAGUCUGAAACAAUUUUGCUCAGUGGCCUUUUCUUCCAAGAUGUUCUAGAGCCUGGCUGUGUUUCCAGGACAUGGUGCUAACCCCCGGUGCCUUCUUGGUCUAACGUAUGAAAGAUACACAGACCUCAGUAACACAGUCGACAUGGCCUGGGCAGCUGCCCUAUAGCAGGCUCUUUCCUGGGAUACACAGCUUUGGGGAGAAGCCUGGGAUCAAAGUCCUGGGGAAAGGAACCAUUAUCAAAUCAUCUCCCAGGUGGUGUCAGGAGGGAAGGGACCUCAACUUCUAAACUGAGACCAGACUGGUCAGACACGUCCCUUUUAGUUCCCAGGCCAAGGACACAGUGAAGGACCUGGAAUUUGGGAGAAAGAAAACCUCUUAGCAAGAAGUAGCAUUGUGGGGGCUGUGGAGGGGGGGUUGAGAGAUACCCCCCAAGACUGGCCAGCCAGGACCCUGGAAAAGUCUCUCAAUAAUUGUUCUACUGCCGAUCGGCUAUGGCCAGACCUUGAAAAGUGGCUGGUGGGCCAGGCGGUGGUGGCACACACCUUUAAUCCCAGCACUCGGGAGGC